CUCUAAAUGUAUUGAGUUGCAUAUAUAUACGAUACGUUUGAUCUCUCUUUCUGCUAUAAAUUGGCAAGUUAGAGGAGCCAUUUCAAGAACAUCUCAUAUAUAGUUGUAGCAAUCACAGAUUUCUUUUAAGAUUUUCUCCAUGCCUGCAUCGGUUUCAGUAUCUUCAAUGGCGAGAAAGGAUCAGAUAACAGAGGAGGAAAGGGGGUUUGAAGCUGAAGUCGCUGAGGUGCAAGCAUGGUGGAACUCCCAUAGGUUCAAGUUAACUCGUCGUCCAUACACGGUUAGAGAUGUGGUCUCUCUCCGAGGCAGCCUGAAACAAAACUAUGUCUCCAACCAACUUGCCAAGAAACUAUGGAGCACUCUCAAGACCCACCAAGCCAAUGGGACUGCAUCGAGAACCUUUGGUGCUCUAGACCCAGUUCAAGUCACCAUGAUGACCAAGCACUUGGAUACUAUCUAUGUUUCUGGUUGGCAGUGUUCAUCCACACACACAACCACCAAUGAACUGGGGCCAGACCUUGCAGACUAUCCCUAUGACACUGUCCCAAACAAGGUUGAACACCUCUUCUUUGCUCAAGAAUUCCAUGAUAAGAAGCAAAGAGAGGCUCGAAUGAGCAUGAGCCGAGAAGAGAGAGCUAGAACCCCUUAUAUAGAUUACUUAAAGCCUAUAAUUGCUGAUGGGGAUGCUGGUUUCGGUGGUGCAUCUGCUACUAUUAAGCUUUGCAAGCUUUUUGUGGAGCGUGGAGCUGCUGGUGUGCAUAUUGAAGACCAAUCUUCAGUGACUAAGAAGUGUGGGCAUAUGGCUGGAAAGGUUCUGGUUUCGGUCAGUGAACACAUCAAUAGGCUUGUUGCAGCAAGGUUGCAAUUUGAUAUCAUGGGAGUUGAAACUGUGUUAGUGGCCCGUACGGAUGCUGUUGCAGCUAAUUUGAUCCAGACAAAUGUUGAUGCCCGAGACCAUCAGUUCAUACUGGGUGCAACUAACCCUAGUCUCAAAAGCAAGAGCUUAGCCAUGAUCCUAUCUGAAGGGAUAGCUGUGGGAAAGACAGAAGCUGAGCUUCAAGCUGCAGAGGACAAUUGGCUAUCAAUGGCCCAAUUGAAAACCUUCUCCGAAUACGUAGUGAACUCAAUUAAGAAUAUGAACAUUGGGGAAGAUGAGAAACAGAGUAGAUUGAAUGAGUGGAUGAACAACUCUGGCUUUGAUAAAUGUCUCUCAAAUAAUCAAAGCAGAGAUAUAGCGGAGAAGCUGGGGCUUAAGGACUUGUUUUGGGACUGGGACUUGCCUAGAACCACAGAAGGUUUCUACAGGUUCAGAGGAUCUGUAAUGGCUGCAGUUGUGCGUGGUUGGGCUUUUGCACCUCAUGCCGACCUUAUUUGGAUGGAAACUUCAUCCCCUGAUAUUGUGGAAUGCACCCAAUUUGCUGAAGGAGUGAAGUCCAAGUACCCCGAAAUGAUGUUUGCCUAUAAUCUUUCUCCCUCUUUCAAUUGGGAUGCGUCAGGAAUGAGCGAUGAACAGAUAAGGGACUUCAUACCUAGGAUCGCAAAGUUGGGCUUCUGUUGGCAAUUCAUAACUCUGGCAGGGCUCCAUGCAGACGCGCUCAUCACUGAUACUUUCACCAAAGAUUUUGCUCGGAGAGGGAUGCUGGCUUAUGUGGAGAGGAUUCAGAGAGAAGAGAGGAAAAAUGGAGUUGAUACAUUGUUUCACCAGAAAUGGUCAGGCGCAAACUACUAUGAUAAGGUGCACAAGAUUGUCCAGGGAGGUAUCUCUUCCACUGCUGCCAUGGGUAAAGGAGUAACUGAGGAGCAGUUCAAAGAAACUUGGACUCGGCCAGGAACCAUGAGAGUCAGAGAAGACGACAACAUUGUCAUUGCCAAGUCAAGAAUGUAGAAGGCAAUACCCUUUUACAAGGAAUACAUAGAAAUUCUACAUUUGAUUAAGUUUAUCAUCUUAAUUAUCUGCUCGUCUUGGUACUUUUGCUAAAAUAAAUCUUUUUGUCUAAUCCAAACCUGCCGAGUGCCUAGUGCCGGACAGAGUUCUUAAGUGAUCCUAAUUCUUGUUAAUGGAUUAGGUUUUUGUUGAAGAAUUGGUGGAGGGGUUGACUUAUUUACUACUGGGAUCAAACCUUCACUGAUACUGGGAUUAAAAUGGCAUCUGAGCUCUAUAAUUGCUUUUGUUUGAGUUGACAGCGUACUUCAAAUACAAUUUCCCAUCUUCU
Nelumbo nucifera (sacred lotus) is the source of this 2213-nucleotide messenger RNA. Its product is annotated as isocitrate lyase-like. Gene Ontology annotation, biological process: carboxylic acid metabolic process. NCBI's taxonomy places the organism in Eukaryota, Viridiplantae, Streptophyta, Magnoliopsida, Proteales, Nelumbonaceae. Gene Ontology annotation, molecular function: isocitrate lyase activity. The record is from RefSeq and is a predicted model, not a curated record. Gene Ontology annotation, cellular component: glyoxysome.